UUCGUUAGCGCCAAUCUAGAAUUCAAAGUCAUAAGUUGUAGUCGACUUCAUCAGGUUCCCCAGAAAUGCCUGAAACUGAUGCAGGUUACGAAGAUGGUGUGGAAGAACGUGUUAUUAAUGAAGAAUAUAAAAUUUGGAAAAAGAAUACUCCUUUCCUGUAUGAUAUGGUUAUGACUCACGCCCUGGAAUGGCCAAGCCUUACAGCUCAAUGGUUACCUGAAGUCACAAGACCAGAAGGUAAAGAUUUUUCUAUUCAUCGACUUAUCUUGGGAACUCAUACAUCUGAUGAACAAAAUCACUUACUUAUUGCUAGUGUUCAUAUGCCAAAUGAUAAUGCCCAAUUUGAUCCUAAUAGUUAUGAUGUUGAACGUGGUGGUAAGUUGAAUUGAUUUAUAUAAUGUAGUCUAUGAUUAAAUUAUCUUGAAAUUGUUUACUCGAAGAAUCAUUGGAAUGAAGUAGUAUAGUGUCCCGUUGUGUAUGAAUCAGUCAGGUUAAUUAAUAAUUAUCAUCCUUUAAUUUUUCAGAUUUCAUAGAUUGUGAAGUUAUUUGAGCACCUCUACCACUACGGGAUUUGAAUCGACAACUGUAUCUCUGUGCUAUUGUGGUAUGGCAACUCAAACUGAUGUACGUACGUACGAAGUUCUACGUUGUUACUGACUGACUGAGCAUCUAUUUCGAAGCGGAGACUUAAGGGACUAUGUGAAGUUAACAUUGUUCUGUAUCUUGUGAAGUUUCAACUGUUAAAAACAAAUUAUUAAACGUGAUAGACUUUGAAUCUAUAACAAGUCGGUUUAAAAAUCUAAUGCUUUAACUACUAUAUCAAAGCAUUUUCUAAAUAAUAACUGUCCAUACCAGCAGAUUUUUUUGGUGGAAUCGCUGGUGUGUUUUCGUAUGUCUUUUACUCGAAUAGUUGAAAGUCAUAUUGGUGAAAGUACAUUAAUUACUUCUUAUUUGAUUCUAUCUCUAAUCAUAUUAAGUGAUUGAUUCACUUAUUGAUAUAGGACACGCUGAUAAUAGGCUCAUUUGUUGAAUAAACCGGGAAAAUAUAGUCUUUUGAUUACCUUAAAGAACAAUGCAAGUAUGUGUGGAAAACAUUUUCCACCUUUGAAUACAAGUCUAUGUCGUCGACUAGAUUAAUUGCAGGAAGUAAAGUAGCUGAAUGCGUUAAUCAUCACUUUUCUUGAGGGGUCCUUUUUACUCCGAUGCGUUGGUGUCUAACGCAAUCUUGGCAAGGGUUCGGAAAGCUCUUAACUUUUGUAAGCUUACUUCACUUGUAUUGUAGGCGAAAUAUUCUUCUACUUUACCUUAAGGUUGCGAAACAUGAUUUGUGAAAGCAAAAGAUAUGCAUAGGCUGCAGGAUUUUAAUCAUAUUUAUCUUUAACCAUUCUCAUAUCGUGGGAUGAUCGAGUGAGAAUUGCUGCAAUGUUAAGCAAUAGGGUACCUGACAGUCGGUUGAUGGAGUUAUCAAACUUCAUCAACUGAAGUGGUUGGGACAUGUAUUUUGUACGGCAUCAACGCAUCGUAUUGGGUAUUGUAGGAAAAAAGCUCUAGACAGUCAAAACAAAACAUUACAUCAGUUACUGGUUUUUGAUCUGAGCUAUGUUGAUAGAUGCAGUCUACCCGGUUGUUUUCCGCACGACUAGCAUACCCAGUUAUUAGUGACGUUAGGUGACAUGGUUCUGCAUCAAUUUCAAAAUCAUGUUAUAUAUUUCAUUUCACUAAUUUACUCAUUUUUUCCCAUCUUGUUUUUUUUAACAUCACUAAUACUACUACUAUUGUUUCUCAUUUAGACUCCUGUAUAUUAGUCUUGUUAAUUUCAUUUCACCCUGUUAAUGUUGUAGUAUGACAUCUUGGGUAAACGUACACAUGUUCCCAGAUUGUACAUUGAUUAUGAUUAGUUUUACUAGUGAAUGUGGUGUUCUUGUCGAGUUAUGUUUAAUACUCGAUGAUAUGUCCACACAUUCUAAACUCACCCACUUUAGUAUUCACACAAGAUCUUAACACAUAAUUAUAUAGCACCAAAGUAAGAGUAUAUAAACUUUUAGUUAGUUAUCAUGUUACAUUAUCCAUUUAAUUGAUUCCAUUUCAACAUCCAGAUUAAAAAUGAAUAACUUUUCAUAAAUCCAUUUUUUUCCACACAAAAAAAUCAGAGUUCGGUGGGUUUGGUGCAGUAACCGGUAAAAUUGAGAUCAAUAUAAAAAUCAAUCACGAGGGUGAAGUAAAUCGAGCUCGUUAUAUGCCACAGAAUCCAUGUGUAAUCGCUACUAAAACGCCUAGUUCUGAUGUUUUGGUGUUUGAUUAUACCAAACAUCCAAGUAAACCUGAUCCAUCUGGUGUAUGUCGACCGGAAUUACGUUUAAGAGGGCAUCAAAAAGAAGGUUAUGGUUUAUCAUGGAAUCCAAAUUUAAAUGGUUAUUUGUUGUCUGCGUCGGAUGAUUAUACUAUUUGUAUGUGGGAUAUUAAUGCAACUCCAAAAGAAGGUCGUAUUAUAGACGCUCAAACUAUAUUCACUGGUCAUACAAGUGUUGUAGAAGAUGUCAGUUGGCAUCCAUUACAUGAAUCUAUAUUUGGUUCAGUUGCUGAUGAUAAAAAACUUAUGAUAUGGGAUACACGUAGUGGUUGUACAACACGUCCUAGUCAUACAGUUGAUUCACAUUUAGCUGAAGUUAAUUGUUUAUCAUUUAAUCCAUUUAGUGAAUAUAUAUUAGCCACUGGUAGUGCUGAUCGAACUGUUGCACUAUGGGAUUUACGUAGUUUACAAAUGAAGUUACAUUCAUUUGAAUCGCAUAAAGAUGAAAUAUUUCAAGUUCAAUGGUCACCACACCAUGAAACUAUUCUUGCUAGCUCAGGUACCGAUCGACGUCUACAUGUUUGGGAUCUUAGUAAAAUUGGUGAAGAACAAUCAGCUGAGGAUGCUGAAGAUGGACCACCGGAAUUACUGUUCAUUCAUGGUGGACAUACAGCGAAAAUUUCAGAUUUUUCAUGGAAUCCAAAUGAUGCAUGGGUUAUUUGUUCAGUAUCUGAAGAUAAUAUAUUACAAGUGUGGCAAAUGGCUGAGAAUAUUUACAAUGAUGAAGAACUUCCACUGACCAUUGAAAAUGAAUAGAUUUAUAUUCAAUGUGCAUUUCACACUUUUUUCCCAUUUUUUUUAUCUACACAUCACUACUAUCAUACUUAUUUACUAAAUGAAAAAUAAAAACAACUUAUGUAACUAA
Molecule: messenger RNA, 3215 nt
Organism: Schistosoma haematobium
Lineage: Eukaryota; Metazoa; Platyhelminthes; Trematoda; Strigeidida; Schistosomatidae
Product: CCR4-Not complex caf1 ribonuclease subunit Caf1
Exons: 6
Coding region: 2237-3106 (289 amino acids)
Biological process (GO): regulation of gene expression
Cellular component (GO): ESC/E(Z) complex; nucleus; NuRD complex
Molecular function (GO): histone binding
Source: RefSeq, a predicted model, not a curated record